Misgurnus anguillicaudatus (oriental weatherfish) is the source of this 857-nucleotide messenger RNA. It is a transcript of the gene sat1b, whose product is annotated as spermidine/spermine N1-acetyltransferase 1b. The record is from RefSeq and is a predicted model, not a curated record. Gene Ontology annotation, molecular function: diamine N-acetyltransferase activity; spermidine binding. NCBI's taxonomy places the organism in Eukaryota, Metazoa, Chordata, Actinopteri, Cypriniformes, Cobitidae.
GGACAUUUAGUAGAGCCAAGUGAAAACAGCCGGUUUAGCUGCUGCAUGCGAGUCUGUUAUAGAAGAAUCCCAGCCUGACAGCGGAGGGUAAUAUUCUGGGACGCGAAUGAAGAAACUCCUUUUGCUUCACUUCACAUAUAGAGGACUUGUGAGAAAAGGGAAAAAGAGUAAGAGAAGAAAAUGGCCAAGUUUAAUUUGCGUAAAGCGGAGCCUAAAGACGUGCCUGACAUAUUGCGACUCAUAAAGGAACUUGCUAAGUAUGAAGAAAUGGAAGAUCAAGUCAUACUAACAGAGAAAGAGCUGCUCGAGGACGGUUUUGGAGACCACCCGUUCUACCACUGCGUGGUUGCAGAGGUGCCAGCUGAGCAUAAGAAAGUCGAAGGUUAUUCUGUGAUUGGAUUUGCCAUGUACUACUUCACAUACGACCCUUGGAUUGGCAAGCUGCUAUACCUUGAAGAUUUUUAUGUGAUGAAUGAGUACAGAGGUUUCGGAAUUGGGUCUGAAAUCCUGAAAACCCUCAGUGAUACAGCUGUGAAGAAUCGAUGCAGCUGCAUGCAUUUCAUUGUGGCUGAAUCGAACAAGGCAUCCAUCGACUUUUACAAGCGACGCGGGGCUUCUGACCUCUCGCUGCAGGAGGGCUGGCGACUUUUCAGGAUUGAUAAGGAGAAUCUCUUGAAAAUGUCUGCUGAAGAGUGAGCUGGCCUGAUGAUCCAGUGAUCUAGGAGGGACUUGUGACACCCAUUCUCAGUUGAAAUAUAUUUUAAUAACCUAAAUAUUGUAGUCUGUGGGCAUUAAUCCUUUAAAUAAGAAGUAACCACUAUUUUUAUUUGAUUAUUAUUAAAAGGCAAAUAUUGAUA